Messenger RNA from Paramacrobiotus metropolitanus, 2252 nucleotides. RefSeq lists its product as uncharacterized. Gene Ontology annotation, molecular function: ATP binding; protein binding; protein serine/threonine kinase activity. The transcript is spliced from 4 exons. Gene Ontology annotation, cellular component: cytoplasm. Gene Ontology annotation, biological process: protein phosphorylation. Bases 323 to 2203 code for a protein of 626 amino acids. NCBI's taxonomy places the organism in Eukaryota, Metazoa, Tardigrada, Eutardigrada, Parachela, Macrobiotidae. The record is from RefSeq and is a predicted model, not a curated record.
ACUGAGUUUGGUAUUCUUGCUGAACUACGUUAAAAUAGUGUUCAUUUCUAGUAUAGCUCGUCCUUUGAACAAUGCGCAUGCUUGCUUUUCAUUUUGCAGGGAAAGUGAUAAAAUUUACUGAAGCGAUGGGAAAGAGUUGUCGCUUGCCUCGUACUCAGCUUUAGAAGGCUUCAGACACUAGAAAAUUUUCAAUCCAUACAUUAUGGGUUCUUUCAAAUCCCAAAACUUGUGAGAAGUGAAACGCGAUUCAGUGGAGGUAUUCUCGGCAAAACUUACAGCAGCUUAAGUGGGAACCAGCUGGUAUUAUCCGGUAAUUACGGAAAUGGAAGGUAUGGGUUUCCGCGAUUUCGGUGCAGAGGAAAUUGGCAGCAGUAUACAAUACCGCUACAAUAGCACGGACUUUAUUGCGAGGGGAACGUUUGGAGUAGUUUACAAAGCCAACAUCUCGAAAGCUGGCACUUACUCGAAGUCAGAUUUCGUAGCCGUCAAAGUGAUACACGUCGCAAUUAAUUCCGAAAGUGAUGCCGACCAGGAGAACUGGAUGACAGCUGUGAAGAGAUUAAGACGGCUUACUGAACUGAAGCACAAACAUCUCGUUGUCUAUCACAAAGUCUCCAUCACCAAAUCUUCCGGUGGAGUGACAGUGGAGCUGGCAAUGGAUUAUCAUAAAGGUGACCUUGCUUUGUUUUUGAGACAAGCUAAGAAAAACGGGACGCUUUCGAAUAAAUGGGAAAAAGUGUUCCAGUUUGCAAAGGACAUGGCGCAGGGAGUUCAGUUCCUCCAUCAGAAAGGCAUCAUUCACGGCGAUUUGAAGCCUGAAAAUAUACUUGUGAGCUUUAUAUCAAGUGGCAGCGCGAAAUUGGUGAUUGGCGAUUUAGAUGAUUUAGUGCAAAUGAAAGAGAGUGCCACUUGCUCGGCAGAUUUAUCACAUUUGCGUGGUACAACCCGUUAUAUGUCACCGGAAAUGUUGAAAAAAUUUUCCCUAAAACAAGCAGAGCGACCAGGACGAAAAACGGAUGUGUGGAGUCUGGGAUGCAUCAUUUUGGAGAUGGCCGAAAGCUGUGCAAGUGUUCCCAAGAAGCGACUCAUAAAGGAUCGGAAUAUUAUCGAUGCUGGAAACGCUCUUGAAAAUUACCAGUAUGCAAGCUUAAUUAUCGACGGUUAUGUUCCAUUUGUUAGCGACGAUAUUGAAGACAAUUUAGCAUGCAUUGCUCGGCAGUGUUUGGAUACAACAAGCGCAAAUCGAUUAUCGGCCAGGGAAUUACUGCAGAAGCUACAGAAAAAGGACAUCAUCGUAUUUUUAGGGUUCAAGGAUUCUAAAUACCUCUGCGUCAUGAUAUUCGAUCCGUUAACUAACUCUGUCAGUGUCCAAAAGGUGCAUGGUGCACCAGAACUGGAUUUGGCAACAAAGUGGCAGUUGGCGGUAACAAGCAACAAAAUUAUAUUCAGAGAACGGAUACGUGAUAGUGGCGUCCAAAAGCUGAAAGUACAUUGCUGGACUGUCGACGAAGGAAUAUGGAUUCAACAGGAGUUUACUUCCCCUUAUUAUGUGCAUCCGGGUGCAACGAUGAUCGCGGUAGAAGACACGCUUUAUUUAUGGGGACUAGACGAUAUGCUAUUGGAAACAAACAUCUUCACUGGCAACAUCACAGCCAAUAAAAGCCCUUACCUCGAUGGAGAUGCCGUGACUAAAUUCCGUGAGCAAAUAUUUUACGCUACUGAAGACAGACUGUUCCAGUAUAAUACGUUGAUCAAGGAGUGGAAAUAUUUAAAACGCCGGCUACAAGAGCGCUUCGAUUUUGCAAUGACUGUGGUCAGCGGACACGUAUACAUUAUGGGUGGAAAGUUUUGGAACGACGCUGCGCUGAACUAUACUGCAACAGCUGACUGUAUUCGUUUGAAACUGGGUAGCACAACGUGGGAAAAGAUUAAACCGCUUCAUCAGCCCAGAUUUCGUCAUACUGCUUGUAUUGUCAAGGAUCGAUUAUAUAUCUGCGGCGGUAGUUAUUCUAACGAUGAAAACGCCGCUACGAUAGAGUUUUACGAUACGAAAAGCGGUGCAGGAUGGUCUUCUGUCAGUUUGUCACCAAAAGAUAGCGGACAGUUUGCCGCCUGGAUGGCGGCAUACCAAAAUUCGUGGUAUGCAGUAACGACGGUUUCCGUCAAUCCGGAUACUGCUAUCUUUCCAGAUAUAAGUGGUUGAACGGCGUUCAUAAUCAUGCGUCGUUGUGCAUCAACUUGUACAAUUAAAG